ACUCAAGAUCGAAACUCGACGCUGUAAGUUCCAUGUCAUCAGAUCUAGAGGUGUGCAUACAUGUAUAUUAACACUGGAAAAUCAUGUUAACGUUUAUUACCAAUUAGGACGAGACAGAAACGAUCAUUUCACAACAACAGCGACAUGGACAACGAUCAUUAUGACUAUCUAUUCAAGUAUCUGCUGAUAGGGGACUCCGGUGUGGGCAAAUCUUCCCUGUUACUGAGAUUCGCGGAUGACGUAUUCUCGGACACGUAUAUCUAUACGAUAGGAGUAGACUUCAAAAUCCGGACAGUUGAAAUUGACAGCAGCAUAGUGCGACUACAAAUUUGGGAUACGGCCGGACAAGAGCGAUUCAAAACCAUUACGUCAUCUUUUUACCGUGGAUCACAUGGUAUAAUGAUUGUUUAUGACGUCACUGAUAUGGAAUCAUUCCAGAACGUGGAAUCAUGGAUCCAAGAGGUUGACAAAUACGGCAGUUGCAACAGCUCAAUGAUUCUUGUGGGGAAUAAGUCGGAUAUGACAGGCAAACGGGUGGUGACGUACGCCAUGGGCAAGGAAUAUGCUGACAGAUUAGGUAUUCCGUUCGUGGAAACCAGUGCCAAACGUUCUACCAACGUCGAAACGUCAUUCAUGACAAUGGCAUCCGAACUAAAAACAAAAAUGGUCGACGGUAAAUUAGAGACGACUGGCGUUGGAAAUGUAAAUGUCCGCAACAGUACACCGGUCACCACAAACUCAUAUGGGCCAUGUACGUGUUGAAAAUUAAUGUUGGGAUUUAUAUAAUAUAGAUAUAAUGUGCAAUAAUCUAUACUGAAGAUAUGUAGGAAGUUUUGACGAACGUGAAUAUUUACAUGUACAAUGCACUAUAUAUGCAUUGAAAUGUUCGUCGUGUGUAUUCAUAGGGCGGUUUUUAUUAGUAUUGUAAACGGUUUUAACGACGAAACAACUACAACAGGAAAUUCAAAUCUUUAUCUUCGGAUCACCAACACAGAGUGUAUAUGAUACAUUGUGCUAAUUAUUUGUUAUAUAACAUAGUAACACAAAUGACGAAAGAAGACAACUUUAUGACUCGUGCCCUGACCGGGCCUCGAACUCACGAUCUAUACGGCAUCCGUCUACAUAUAUAUACAAAAAUGUAUAUAAUAGAUUUUAUUGGAUUCGUGUCAUCGAUAUUAGUGUUACUAAAACACAUUCCUUUGUUAUAAACACAACAGAUUGACAUAUAUAGGUUGUGAUAUGGUAUACAACAAUUGUUCUAAGAAUCGACAUCAAUACCAACCCAGGGUACUGAUAAUGACAUUCUGUACAAAAGGCCCGUAUUGAAAUUGACAUCACUUCCAAUCCAAGUUACUGGAAAUGACAUUUCGUGAUAUACAUAUAUAUAUAAAUAUGAUAUAUGUACAAAAGACGUGAUUUUUGUCUAGCUUAUUGCUUGUUUGAUAAAGGAUGUGAAUUAAGUGUAUAUUCAUGCAGUAUAUUUCAUGCAUAAUGAAAAUGACAACCGAGAAUGCUGUAGUCUACAUUUGUAUUUAUAUAAUGUAUAUGGAUAUACGGUUAUCUUGAUAUACAAUAUACAUGGAUACAUGUAUAUUACGCUAUACUGAGGAUCGAUCGAUAUCAAGAUCAGCUAUUUACCAAUGGUAGAUGAGUUAAUGAGUAUACACUGUAUCUUAUUUAUGAUAAUGAUAUAUACAUGUAUAUUAUACUCUACGGUAUCUGUGAUAAGGACUUUUCAGGAACGAAUGUUUGUGAAAGUAGUUUAUUAUAGAGAUUAUUAUAUAUGAAGAAUUCAUAUAAAAUGUCUACAUUUCUUAAUGUAAACUGAAUAAAUUUGUACAUACAACUUUAUUUUUUAAAAAAA
Pecten maximus is the source of this 1864-nucleotide messenger RNA. RefSeq names its product ras-related protein Rab-1A-like. The record is from RefSeq and is a predicted model, not a curated record. The transcript is spliced from 7 exons. Gene Ontology annotation, molecular function: GTP binding; GTPase activity. Gene Ontology annotation, biological process: protein secretion; regulation of exocytosis. Lineage: Eukaryota; Metazoa; Mollusca; Bivalvia; Pectinida; Pectinidae. The coding region runs from base 145 to 762 and encodes 205 amino acids.